GCGUGCCCCUGGCGUAGGGAGGGGCUGCGCUUGCGCAGUGUCGCUGUGGCUGGCGGCGCCCGCGCCCCCUCCUCCUCCUCUCCCGCCCCCCGCCGUGCCCGCGCUCCCCCCCCUCGCCCCCAUGCGGCGCUGAGGCGGCGGCGGUAGCGGGGCUGCCCCGGGGCGGCGGGGACCGCUGAGCAGCGGCCAUGGAGGGUAUGGACGUGGACCUGGACGCGGAGCUGAUGCAGAAGUUCAGCUGCUUGGGCACAACCGACAAGGACGUGCUGAUCGGCGAGUUCCAGCGGCUCCUCGGCUUCCAGCUCAGCCCCGCCGGCUGCGCCUUCUUCCUUGACAUGACCAACUGGAAUCUCCAGGCUGCCAUCGGAGCCUACUAUGACUUCGAGAGCCCAAACAUCAACGUCCCCUCUAUGUCCUUUGUUGAAGAUGUCACCAUAGGUGAAGGAGAGUCCAUCCCUCCUGACACCCAGUUUACAAAAACAUGGAGGAUACAGAACACAGGGACAGAGGCCUGGCCCCCCGGGGUUUGUCUGAAGUAUGUCGGGGGAGACCAGUUUGGCCACGUGAACAUGGUGAUGGUGAGGUCCCUGGAGCCACAGGAGAUGGCAGAUGUCAGCGUCCAGAUGUGCAGCCCCAGCACGGCAGGGAUGUACCAGGGGCAGUGGCGGAUGUGCACCGCCACCGGACUCUACUAUGGAGAUGUCAUCUGGGUGAUCCUCAGCGUGGAGGUUGGAGGACUUCUAGGUGUAACACAGCAGCUGUCAUCCUUUGAAACAGAGUUCAACACGCAACCGCACCGCAAGGUAGAAGGAAACUUUAACCCCUUCGCCUCCCCACAGAAGAACAGGCAACCAGAUGAAAACAACCUAAAAGACCCAGGGGGUUCCGAGCUAGGCACAAUCAGCAAAAACACAUGGGGGCCUGCUCCUGACCAAAUCGAACAAGAUCAGAAUGGACUCUCACAAAACUCUGUAAACCUCUCCCCCAGCAGUCACUCGAACAACUUGUCGGUAGUGACGUACAGUAAGGGUUUCCAUGGUCCUUACCCCUUCGGACAGUCUUAAAACACAAACACAAAAUGGGUGUCAGCAAGAGGAGAACUGAAGGAGGAGCUGACUGUGGGGGCAGGGCAGGGGGCUCCACGUGUGGCCCCCACUCCUCUGCCUCCGUGUUCUGCAUAAAGAAGAGAAAACAAACAAAUCCAAAAGCUCAGUGAGCAGAGACUUAGCUGUUUCCAGAGAAGAAUCCAACGCUGAGUGUGCUGUGUGAGUGCUGCUGUGUGCAUCCCCCCGGCUGCCCCCCCCCCCCAGGUCACCCUCACGCCAUUAGGUAACUUCUAAAGAGGAGUUUGAAAAGCGAAAAAGCCAUCUCGAGAAAAUAAUCAUCCCCGGACUGCUUUGCCUGCAGAGCAGUUCCCUUUGAGCAGCUGCUUUGGUCUCUGUCUCCUGACCAGGUUUCCCCUGGGGCAGUGUUUGUGUGGCACUGUCAUUGCUCUGCCUGCUUCCUGACAGGCGUCUGCUCAGCUUGGCAUCCCCUGGGCUUUGUGCAGCAGCCGCUUUGGGGCAGACCUUUUCUAAAUGCCAGGUUAGGUCUGCACCCAGCUCUGUUUUUCAUGUCAUCUGCUUUCGGUUGCCAACUUUUUAAUCCUUUCUUCUUUGUUUUUCCCCUUUGGUUUGGGUGGUGUUUGUCUGCAUGUGCUGAAACCAGGUCCUGGCAUCACAGGUGAAGAGAAAGGCUCCUGGGACUUGCAGGGUAACAUGGAGGGUGCCUUUGCCUCCCCCUUGCGCGUGAAGUAGUCAGGGGCACCCACACUGACACCAAACGGAGCUGCUGGGCUUCAGACCUGUCCUGUAUGCUCAGCGCUCUGAAGCUGCCUUGCUGCUCACCCUUCCCUGUCCAGUAGCUGUGCCUAGAGCAAGCAAAUGUCUCGGGCCUGUGCCAAGAGGAAACUCUCUUCCUGUGGCUGUGAUUCACUUGGUUGUAGUUGCAAAGCUUUACAGAAGUUCUUUCAAUGUUGAGUCUCCCACCCCUCUCCUGCAGAGCACAAAUUUGCACUCGUGUCUCUGUGCCAGCAGCUGGUGACCAGGCCGAUUGCAGCUGGGGAUGCAGAGCAGGCACCAGCAGCUGGGCUCUGCACUCACCUGCUCUUCAUUCACCUGUCUCCCCCUGGCCUGUAGCUCUGGUGAGGCUCUCACCUUCUGAAGGGGCUCUCCAGGGCUUGGGGCUAGAGGAGGAAUCACUUCUCUAAAGACUUGGAGUGCUCUGCUGCUCCUCCAGUUGUGGACUUGGAGGUGCAGUGUGAGGGGAGGGAGAGUGGCCCCCAGCGCUGUGGUGGUUUGCAGUGCUGUGUCACCAGCACCGCCGCUGCUGGGGAGCAAGGUGAGAGGCCUCUCGCAGGGGUGGUCAGGGCUGUAACAGAGCAGCAUGCAGAGCUCCCACGGCCACCUUCCAGAUCUGCCAGUGAAGGCUCAGGUUCUCCUUGCUGGAGCAGAGUGCAGGCUCUGGCUGCCUAGUGCUUGCUCUCUGCUCCUGACAGGUUGGGUUUGGGGAUUCAUUUUCACUGCAGCUGCCAAGGACUCUUGGUACAUAGGGGAGGAUCUUGUAGAGUGCAGAAGUGGUUCCUGUGUCCAGCAGAGGAGGGACAGGGUGACAGUUUCUCGUCCGUGUUUCAGGUGGUCAGUGGCAAAGGUCACUGCUGUCCGAAGUCUGCCUUCAAAGAUCAGUUUGUGGUGAGAAGAAAGUUCAGUGUGAAAAGUGCUGGGCAGAAGAGACCCUGCAGCCGUUUACACUUAGGGUGUGGCAAGACUCUGGCUCAGCAGAGUGAAGCCCUGGAAGGUGGUGCUGCACCUCUCAGUGCAGCUGUAGGGGGUCCUUGUCCCGUGUCAUCGUUUAGCCUCCUCUCAUCAUCCAGUCUGCGGAGCGUGGGCAGUUGGGUUCCAUCUUUGCCUUUGCUCCUUCCUUCCCAAGCAGGCAGCCUGUGUGGCAAGCCCUGGAGGCGUGACCCUGCCCAUCACAGCUCUUGCAGCCCUGCCACCUCCCUUCUGGAGCUCUCGGUGGCUGGAGGCUGCACUUUGUCCAAGGGUUGAGGGGAUUCCAUAUCUUCAUCAGCUGUGUAGUGAAGGGGGAAAGGUCAGCUCUGAGUCUGCUGCUGCAGGCUUUGCUCCCUGUCAGCCACAGUGACCCCUGGUCCCCCCACACUGCCUUCUGCUGCCAGCCACGUGUGCCCCUGUGCCAUGGCUGCCACCGUGUGUCACUCUGCUCCUCCUAAGGCUGAAUUCUUCUCCUGCACAAGCCCGUUGCAUGCCCCCCAGCAGUCCUCUGCUGUCUCGCUCAGGAGGCAGAACUUGUUCUGCACAGGCUUGAGCCUUUUCAGUCCCUGCAGUCGCUGUGACAGGGCCAGCCCCGAGUCGCUGCCGAGCCCCCAGCCCCCUGCUGCUCCCACCUCAGGUAGCUCCAGGCUGUGGGAAUGGUCUCUGGAAAGGAUGAUGGGGAGCUGUGAGGGUUGGGGCUGCCACCCUGGCUGUGGCAGGGGGCAGUGUUUGAGCUGGGGUCACUCUCGAGUGAAAGCUGUCCCGCAGAGGCCAGAGGUGGUUUCAGCUCCUCAGAGCUCGGUGCUGCUGCCAGCCCUCACAUUGCUCUCUCUUAGGUUUCCAGCCUUUAGGGGCAUUUGAGGUGCAUUUGGCAAAGCUCUUUCCAGGUGACUUCAGGGCACUGAUUUGGUUUCCAUAGGGCAGAAGCAUUCAGACUCCCCAAGUCAGAAAGCAAAUGGCCUGGGGGAGCCUGGGGCCUGUGUGACUGCUCAGAUGGUGCAGUCCAUGGGGCACAGACACAGCUCAGGUCUGUGAGGAAGCCUCACCAGACUGAGACUGGGGAACCAGGCAAGAGGCUGCUGGUCCUGUCUGGGGAGGGGUGGGGUUGCUGCCCACUGGUACCAGAGGGUGCAAGUGCCAGGCUGCAGCUGGCUCCAGUGUAACAGCCAUGGUCUAGAAGUCCGAGGGAAAGGGAGAUUCUUGUUAACCCCCAGCCCUCCCAGAGGGAAGAGCAAGGGUAGAACAUCUUGGAUGGUCUCUGCACAGACCUGCCCCAGCGUGAGCCACCUGGGACCUGUCCUGUCACUGACACAAACCCAGCAGGCAGCCCAGGUCCCCUCUUGGCCCAGGCGGACCACCCCACAAUACCCACUGGGGCUACCCCAAAGCUGGCAGUGCCACGUGAGGAGAUGAGGGGAGCUGGAGUCUGCUGCCCACAUCUUGGAGAGCACUGGAGCCCCCUUCCAGGGUGUGGGAGUUGCAAGUCCCCCUCCCAGGGCUCGGUGGGGUUGGGCAAUGGCUGCUGCCCCACGUCUGUGGCUGCUGUGUGCUGCUCCAUUGCUGCUGCUGCGUGUGCAUGAGUGGCUGCAGCCUGUGCUCUCCCCGGGACAGUGCCUGUGUGGAGCAGGGAGAGGUUGCCUCACCGAGCCUGGGAGGAGUCCUGUGGUAGCACAUCGGGGGGUGAAAAUGCGAGGAGGCUUUUUCCUUAAUGUAUAAAUGAAUAUUUGUAUGAUUAAAUUAACACUGAAAACCCAAA
This is a messenger RNA of Pogoniulus pusillus (Red-fronted tinkerbird), 4566 nucleotides long. It is a transcript of the gene ILRUN, whose product is annotated as inflammation and lipid regulator with UBA-like and NBR1-like domains. The record is from RefSeq and is a predicted model, not a curated record. Bases 189 to 1064 code for a protein of 291 amino acids. NCBI's taxonomy places the organism in Eukaryota, Metazoa, Chordata, Aves, Piciformes, Lybiidae. The transcript is spliced from 5 exons. Gene Ontology annotation, molecular function: protein binding.